This is a messenger RNA of Carya illinoinensis, 3742 nucleotides long. RefSeq lists its product as uncharacterized. The record is from RefSeq and is a predicted model, not a curated record. The coding region runs from base 2481 to 2903 and encodes 140 amino acids. NCBI's taxonomy places the organism in Eukaryota, Viridiplantae, Streptophyta, Magnoliopsida, Fagales, Juglandaceae. The transcript has 11 exons.
ACACCAAGCUUCGGGCAGGAGGGCGAGCAGGGCUAAGGGCUCCAUUUCCAUCGAGGAACCUUCAUCGGGAAGCUUGAAACGUAGAGCAUCACCAUUAUUGGAGGAAGUAACAGCGAAAAAAGUGAAGACCAUUUCUGCUAACGAUUGGAUUUGUUCUCUCCAUGAGGUUCCAAUUGAGUUAUCGACAGAGGCUGACUUCAGCCCUGCCGAAAGCCAUGAAGACCAUAUGUUGGAAUUCCUGUAAGCUUGGGAACCCACAGAGAAUUUGAGCUCUUCGUGAGCUACUCACAAGAGAACGACCUAGUGUUUCUACAGGAGACGAAGCUUCAUCAGCGAGCAAUUGAGUCUUGUAAGUAUGCACUAGGGUUCAGUAACUUGUUUGUUGUUGAUUCCAUGGGGUGUAGUGGGGGUUUAUGCUUGAUGUGGAAGUUUCAUGUGUAUGUGGAGGUAAGAUCUUAUUCGCGAUUUCAUAUUGAUGUUCAUAUUAAUUUAGAGGGUUCGGGUAUGUGGCAAUUCACUGGUGUUUAUGGUCAUCUUGAUGCAUCGAGUAGGAUAUAUAUAUAUAUAUAUAUAUAUGGAACCUUAUCAGAACCUUAAACUCAUAUGAGAAAAUGCCUUGGUUGUUAGGGGGUGACUUUAAUGAAAUUCUUCAUAUGCAUGAGAAAAAGGGGGGAAGGAAGAGGCCUUUAGCACAAAUGGAAGCAUUUCGAGAGGUGCUGGAUGAUUGUAAUCUCCGUGAUUUGGGUUUUAAGGGUCCUAAGUAUACAUGGAUUAAUGGCAGGGAGGGUAAUGCUGUGGUGAGCGAAAGAUUUGAUAGGUUUUUGGGGAAUGAUUUAUUUUGUGAAAUGUUUCCUCAAGCUGUGGUGUUAAAUGGGGUGGCAGCUUGCUCAGAUCAUAUUCCAGUGAUAUUUGAAACUGUUGGUAUUAAGGAGAAGUUUCCUAGAAGUAAGCAAUUCUAGUUUGAGGCUAUUUGGAUAGGAGAGGAGAAGUGUGAAAGAAUUAUUAAUCAGGUAUGAGAUCACAGAGGUAGAGGGAUGGAUAUGGAAGGGGUCAGUGCACUUAUUAAGGGGUGUGGGGAGGAGAUGACAGUUUGGAAUAAGGUUUCCUUCGGGCAUGUCAAUCAGAAGCUGCAAGAGGCUAGAAGACACCUAUUGGGGAUGCAAAACUUGGAUUCUAUUCAACCGAAGACUGUUGGACUUCGUGAGUCUCAGAAGAAUGUGCAAGUGUGGCUUGAAUGGGAAGAAGUUUUGUGGCAACAAGGAUUGAGGAUUUAGUGGUUAAAGGAAGGGGACCAAAACACAAAAUAUUUUCAUUCUAGAGCUUCUUAAAGACAAAGAAGAAAUCUUAUUAAGCACUUAAAGGAUGACAAUGGGGUGUGGCACGAAAGGGGUCAGAGGGAUGAUUUGAUUGUUCACUUCUUUCAGAAUUUGUUUACUGCAACGGAAUAAGGAGAUUAUGAACCUAUUUUGAGGCUAGUGGAGAGAGAGGUGACUGCUGAGAUGAAUAUGGAAUUGAGCAAGCCAUUUUUAGCAGCUGAAGUUAAAGAAGGCUUGGAUCAAAUGCAUCCCGCUAAAGCUCCAGGCCCUGACGGUAUGUCAGCAAUGUUCUUCUAAAACUACUGGCAUAUUGUUGGGGAUUCUAUUACAAGUGCUAUGCUGGGUUCUCUUAAUUCAGAUUAUUGGUACUUAAGAUGGAAACAAAGAGUACUACUGCCUUCUCUGCGGCUAUUCCUGUUCCUAAAUUACUUGACAAACAUAAUUAUCCGGAUUGGACAACUCGGGUGUGAACCUACUUGAAGGGUCAAGAUAUUUGGAAGGUCAUCAUUGACAAGGACGAAAAUGCACCUGCUUAUGAAAAUGAUGAUGUCGAUGAUAAUGGUGCCGAUGAUGUUGAUGCUGCUGCUCCUAUUAACGUUUGGAGGAGGAGGAAUUACAUGGCUUUACAUGUGAUCCAGAUUUCAUGCGGCCCAGACGCAUUUGCCGAGAUUAGGAGCUUUCGUUCAACCAAGACUGUUUGGCAAACUUUGAAAAAGAAGUAUCUGAUCGUGCUUGGGCUGUGCAUCGUGGUAAUUUGACUGCUACAAAGGACUUCCUUGAUUAUCAACGAGAGGCAGUAAGUAAGGCAAUCACAAAUAAAGGCCAAACGGCUCUUCACAUUGCUGUUACUACUGGACAUGCCCAUAUAGUCAAGGAGUUGGUGAGUCGAAUGUCGAAAGGAGACUUGGGGAUUGAAGAUGGUGAUGGUUACACAGCUCUAACAACGGCUCUUGUGUAUGAAAGAUCCGAACUGGCGCUCUACUUGUAUCCUCUCACUUUGUUGAAUCAUGAUGAUCUGGUGCUUGUAGAAAAACGCCGCAAAGGAGCUAUGCUUCUUAACCGUGCAAUAUAUUCCAGCAAUUUGGAUCUUGCUUUGCAUUUAAUCCGGCAUUACCCAAGUUUGACACAUGCUCUUGACGACCGCGGCGAGUCCCCCCUCUUAGCAUGGCUUCUAUGCGGAACGCAUUUCCGAGUGGAAAUCGACUCGUCUUCUGGAAACAAUGGAUCUAUAACUCAGCUCUUGCCACCACCAUUGAAACUCGUUGGAACACUCCCAACGUUGAAAGCAGCCGCCAACACAAUCAAGUUAUACAAAUGGAAUCAGGUAAUCAAUCGGCUCCUGCCACCUUUGAAACUCAUUUGAACAUUCCCAACGUUGAAAAUGGUCGCCAACGCAAAAAAGUAAUUACAAGGAUCAAAUCAGCGCCAGUGUUUCGGCGCGAUCUAUCUUUUAUCAAUUCAUGUCAGCGACUUGUUAGAGGCAAUUCUUCCACUUAUAGUCCCAGUAUCGUUUUUAGUGCUACUGUCGCUCCACCUAACUCCAAUUUUGUUGGCCGCAAUUCGGAAAGCAAUCAAGCAAUUGUAUGAAAUGAAGAAGCUCCAUAUUCAAUCCCAGGAACUUGUUUCCUGCAUGUGUGAGGAGAUAUCAACAUCAUUCAUACAAACUGGACAGCUUGAAAACAUCGGUGGAAUUUGUGAUGCAAUCACCCUUGCUGUCAAGAAUGGGAUUUCCGAGUUUGUUCUUAAGGUAGCGAGGACACAUCCGAGCUUUUUGGAAAAUAAAUAUAGAAAUUCGAGGAACAUACUCAUGCUUGCUGUUCUAUAUCGCCAAUAUGAGAUCUUUAGCAAUAUAGAUCAUGGGUUUGAUAUGGAGAACACUUUGACAUCUUAUGGAGAUUGCAACGAUGACAACAUAUUACAUAUGGUAGGGAUGAUAGAAGAUUCCACCAUGCUCAAUCAAAUCUCUGGUGCAGCUUUACAUAUGUAAAGAUAAUUACAAUGGUUUAAGCUUGUGGAGAGAAUUGUCAAUCCCAAGAUUAAAGAAAGUACUAACAAAAAUGGUUUAACUCCCCGACAACUGUUUACAAAGAACCACGGGAACAUGAAGGAGAAGGGAGAAAAAUGGAUGAAGGGUACAGCAUUGUCAAGUAUAGUGGUGGCUACUCUGGUUGUUACCAUUACAUUCGCUAGUGUUUUUACUAUUCCAGGUGGUUACGACCAAACAAAAGGCUUUCCAAUACUCUAUAAGAAAAUAGGGUUUAAGAUCUUCAUAGUACUCGAUGCAAUGUACCUUUUUUUGUCCUCAACUUUGGUCUUGAAAUUUUUGGAAGUCCUCACAACACGUUACACAGAAGAAGAUUUUCUUGAGGUUUUACUGAAAAAGAUGAUUGUAGGUUUUUCUACCCUAAUGCUAUCUUUUUUAACCA